This is a messenger RNA of Coregonus clupeaformis (lake whitefish), 2020 nucleotides long. Its product is annotated as transmembrane protein 132C-like. The record is from RefSeq and is a predicted model, not a curated record. The coding region runs from base 1082 to 2020 and encodes 312 amino acids. Lineage: Eukaryota; Metazoa; Chordata; Actinopteri; Salmoniformes; Salmonidae. The transcript is spliced from 2 exons.
AGUACGUCCGCCUUUACUUCACACUACACUCCCCCUAGACCAGAAUUUGGCUAUCUAAAUGGUGACUUCUGGUUUUAAUUCCCUCUUCAAUUUAUACAAAGGAUGUUGACAGUGCACUGUACCAGGAGGAUGGAUUUAAGCGGGCGGAAUGUCAUGUCUUUAUAACUUGGCUAUAUAUGCAGCAAGGAACAUGGAUACCAGCGGAGGCAAAUGCAAAUAAUUACUCCAUGCUGUAUAGUCAGCGUCCACACGGAGUGCCGAAGUUUGAUGAAAACGGAUAUAAAACAAGAACUAGCCUAACCACUACGUUGUUCUGUGUCCGACAUGGGAUUCUUAAUUUUUGUUCCCGCUGUAAACAACCUGUGUUGGAGUUAUGCGUGAUUUUAAACGUUUUAUUUCUACGGGUGUAACAGGACACCUGAAUAACUAUAUGAAAACAUAUCGUGUGCAAUUCGAUCACAACUUGGGUCUUCUGCAGCUAAAGUAUCAGUGACUCUCAGUGAAAUCAUUGGGAUUCGACGAUAAGAGCCCUUACGCCAAGAAACUUCAGCAUCCGGAGUCACAUCUCUCAGCAAAGGAUGCAGAGGAGACAGGGAUGAAAAACGGGUGAAGAAAGGGGAUAAAAAAAUCUACUUCAAACCUCAUUAGAAAUUGAAAUUUUUCUAACUGCUUCCAUGGUGAUUCAUGAUCCCAUGUAGCAGAAGAGAACUCUCCCUAAUAAGCUUGUUCGACAAAGCGGAACGAAGCGCUAAAGUCACCAAACGCUAGAUAGCGCUGAGCAUGUAAUUUGCUAAUUUUAACAAGUAUUUUUAUGACUUAAUAUUUAUUACCUACAUAUUGCCACGUUUUCAUUUACAUUCGAUAUUCAGCAAUGGGCACAUUUUGCUGAGGGUUGUUCACAUUGGAUGAGAGAAACGCAUGACUUUUGGAACUUAAUAAGCUAUCUUUUGGAUGGUUAAUGGACAUUAGUAAACAUCUGGCAGUCAGUUUUGAUGCAUCCAAGUAUAUGAUUCGCCUCCCUUUUUGAAUUAACCAUUAACACUAAAUCUACAUAGAUUUUUUUAAAGAGGCGAAAAGAAACAUGUUGCAUCUCCGUGCGCUGCAAUCAAUCAUGGUACUUUUAGGGGUAGCAGACUGUCGAGUCUUGGAGGGAUUGCAGAGGUUUUCAUCCAUCCCCACCUACUUGCCUGUCAACUACCAAGUGAUCAACGCAGAGUCUGCCUUCUUCCUGAAGGAGGCCAACCAGGAGUUCAUGAGAAACUCCAGCCUGCUGUCGCGGACAGAGCCCUUCUUCAUCUACCAGGCCCGCAGCAUGCCCUCAGUAAAUGCCAGCUAUGGCCCCCUCUUUGUGGAGCAGCCUGUUCCCCUGGAGCUCAUCCAGAACCCUGGGGCCUUCGUGGCCUCUUCCAUGUUCACCUUCAACUGGAAGGUGCAGACUUUCAUCAUCCAGGACAGGAUCUACCUGUCCAAUCCCAGGGUCCAGGUGCUGUUCUACGUGGCGGGCAGGGACUGGGAUGACUACAGCACCAUCGACAAGCUGCCCUGCGUACGCAUGUUUGCCUUCCACGAGACCCAGGAGGUGCGUGGCACCUGCCAGUUGAAGGGGGAGCUGGGGCUGUGUGCGGCUGAGCUGGAGCCCCUGGCCAGCUGGUUCAGCCCCCCCAGCGUGGUGCCUGGGCGCCAGAGGACCAUAGAGCUGGCCGAGGGGACCACGGUGGAGCUCUACUACAUGUUACAAUCAACAGAGGCAGGGGAGUGCCACUCGGAGGAGGCCCGGAAAGGCAACUCCAUCCGCUCGGAUCAGGAGGGUCUGUUUGGCUCGUCCACCUCCACCCCCAUGAAGAGGAUCGGCAGUGUGCGUCUGUACCAGAGCCCUGCCGCCCCGGCCUUGACUGAACACAGGCUGGAUAGUAACUUUCUGGUCAUGGUGCCGACCACGCCCAUGAGGCAGAGGGACACUGUCUCCGCCUUCAUCACUGCCUCGGCCUUCUCUCCUGUGGAAAUGUUCACCCUAAGGUAA